AAAAUAAACGUCGAUCGAUGGACAUGAGCUACAACAACCAUCCUAACAACUCCAUCAUGACAAGAAAAACCAAACUCUUCUUUUGGUUUUCAGCCUUCUCUGUUGCACUUCUUUCCAUUCUACUUGCCACCACCACCACCACCAUCCCUUCUUCCUCUUCUCCUAGCAGCCUUAUUAGCAGUGCAUAUUAUAGCUUUGAGCUUGGCGCCAUUUUCAAAAGGGGCCUCAACCAAAGUGGCGUAGAUGUGUUUUCUUCACUCCUUAGGCGCAUUAUCCGUAGGAGAGGCCAUCACCACCACCGCCGUGGGAGGGGGCGUGGGGAUGUCUGCGACGAGGCCAAGUGGUUUUCUUGGCUCGUCUCAGGCUACAACAUCUCUCUUGUCUUCACGGUGGAUUUGAAUGGAUGCGCAAACUUCAGUAGUGUGCAGAAGGCAGUAGAUGCUGCUCCUGACCGUAGCCCCACUAGGACUCUCAUCUUGAUUGAUUCUGGCGUUUACAGGGAGAAGGUGGUUGUGGGAACUAACAAGACAAAUUUAAUAUUCCAAGGCCAAGGUUAUCUCAAUACAUCCAUAGCAUGGAAUGACACUGCAAACUCCACAGGAGGGACGGUUUACAGCUCCUCAGUUGCCAUUUUUGCUUCCAACUUCAUAGCUUAUGACAUUAGCUUUCAGAAUACAGCUCCUUCAGCAUCUCCUGGUGAUGUCGGUGGUCAGGCAAUAGCACUGAGGAUUGCAGGUGACCAAGCUGCAUUUUAUCGUUGUGGCUUUUAUGGCGCCCAAGACACGCUUCUGGAUGAUAGGGGGAGGCAUUACUUCAAAGAAUGUUUCAUCCAAGGCUCCAUAGACUUCAUAUUUGGGAAUGCCAGAUCUCUUUAUGAGGAUUGCACAAUCGACUUGAUAGCUAAGAAGGUUUCCGUGGGAAUCAGUGGAGCUAUCACAGCACAUGGGAGGCAGUCCAUGAAUGCGAGAACUGGGUUUUCCUUUGUGAAUUGCAGCAUUGGUGGAACAGGAAGGGUGUGGCUGGGACGAGCUUGGGGAGGCUUUGCUUCAGUUGUCUUUGCCAGAACAUUCAUGGCGGACAUCAUAGCUCCAGAAGGAUGGAACGAUUGGAAUGACCCCUCUAGAGACCAGUCUGUGUGUAUGUGUGACAGGAAUGUCUUCUUUGGGGAAUACGAGUGUGUAGGACCAGGAGCAAACUACACGCUCAGGACAUCAUACAGUAGACAACUGAGCCAUUCUGAGGCAGCUCCCUUCAUUGAUAUCUCUUACAUUGACGGGAAUCUGUGGCUUCUUCCUCAGGGAAAUGGUUCAUAAUCUGAUCCUCCUGUUCGCCAUCGACACAGAGGCUUCUUCUUGCAGACAUACUAAUUUAUUAUUGCAGUAAUAUAAUCUUGGGCUACAUAUAUAAAAUGGAAACAGGAAGCUUGAUCAGACUUGUAAUUUAAGCUAAAUGAUGAUAUUAAGAUGAGUCAGGAAUUCAGAAAUUAAUCAAUUAUA
Nelumbo nucifera (sacred lotus) is the source of this 1496-nucleotide messenger RNA. Its product is annotated as putative pectinesterase 14. NCBI's taxonomy places the organism in Eukaryota, Viridiplantae, Streptophyta, Magnoliopsida, Proteales, Nelumbonaceae. Gene Ontology annotation, molecular function: pectinesterase activity. Gene Ontology annotation, biological process: pectin catabolic process; cell wall modification. The record is from RefSeq and is a predicted model, not a curated record.